UCUGCAGACAGUUCAAACUUAGCGCCAUGAUUCCAACUACGCACAACACAUCAGAACGUCACUUAAAACUUAAAUGAACAGCUGAAAAACUAAAUAAAUCAUAAUGAACAACCACAAAGUCAAAAUCUUAAAUUUCACAAACCAAGAAGCAGUGACGUAUUCCAUAAUCAAAAUAAUAGGUAGUGUCCAAUAUGCGACAAAACCAGUGUGCCAAAUGCAAAAAGAUACAAACGUUUAUCUGAGUCAAAACAACACAAACGUCCUAGUGUCAACAAAUCUAAUCAAUGACAAAUUUAAAUUUUUGGUUCAACUCGUCAGCGGUAAAAAUCAAAUCAGGAUCAAGUAUUGCUGCGAAACUGUUUCUAUAGUUCUGGAAUACUUUCCAGUUAUAUCAGAAAACGCUGUGAUACCAUUAUAUGUGAUAUGUGAGGACCACGAUGGUUGCUUCCAAGCACCUCCUUGGGAAUCCAACAAUAUAGAGAGCGCUUGCAAAAGAAUAACUUUGGGUUCAAAGCUUUUGCAGUGUGUUACAGCAGAAAAAUUGUAUGAACAUGGUCUUGGGAGAAAAAGUUUCUUCUUAAAUGAGGAGUGUCAAGUGUUUAAAAGUCAAAUUAAGUGUCAAGAUGCCAGGAAUAUGAACCAAAUGCAAUUGUGGGAAAACGUUGGUCGUGAAAUAAUGAAAUCCCCAAUUGGUUCAGACCAUAGGAAAUAUCUAGCGUUUUUAUCUUGUACCAAAUAUUAUGGAGAAAGGUUCAAACAAGGCAUCACUGCAACUCAUGACGAUUUAAUAGAAAUGACGGAAGGUUAUGUAGCAUUAGGAGGUGGGGGAUUAGCACUUUUUGGUACCGCUUGUUUAUAUACCUGGCCCGAAAAUUUUGACGAUGUGAUUCUUAGGUUUGAAGAUUCUACUCCAGUAAACAGGGCACAGUUUUUAGAUGAUAGCUGUUAUAGGGGAACGCUGGGUGCUUGUUUUUCAACAACCCUAGGCUCGGUGCUCCACGAACUGUUUCACACCUUCGAUCUAGGUCACACUGAAGAAGGCAUCAUGGGUAGAGGAUUCGAUAAUAUUUACAAAGUUUUUACAAACUCAAAUUCUCCAAAUCAAAGCGUCGAUACGGGCUACGAAGCACAAAGGACCUUCCAGGAUAAAAUCGAGUUCAAGGAAGAAUUCGAACCGGAUAGUUUGUUAGAAAGGCUAAGGAGUGAGAAUAAGAAGAAGGAGUUUAUUGUUAUUAAGUCGUUUGAAGAAAGUGACGAUACUGUACUGAGUAGAAGUUGUGCUGUGAUAUUGUGCUACCAUAGGUGGUUCAACCAGACUAUAUCCAAGCAAUCAUCUCUUUUGUCGUUAGAUCCAUCUAAUAAAUUGAUACGAUCGACAGCAGGUAUUCGAGUGGUCGAAAUAAGAAGUUUAAACAGGGAACUUGUGCUGCAUAGUUGGAUGUUCGAUGGCAGGAUCCUCAAGUUUUCUUUUCAGAUACCUGAAGAUCUUCUAAUCACCAUGGGUAACGGCAGCUAUUUAAUUUUUGUUGAAGAUACUAUAGGUUGUAUUUUAAAAGAGGAACUCAAUGUUUGAAGAACCAGUUUUAAGCAAUUUUUGAAGUAAUAAUAAGUAGAUUAGGUUAUGUUUAAAAAAGUUUCAACAUAAACUAAAAAAAUCUGUAGGUAUAAGAUUUGGGCAGAUAUUUUUGUGUGAUCAUAGUGUUAGAAAAAAUUAUACAAAACCUUUAAAUAAAUUAGAAAAAUAUUUAAAAAUUCUGAAAAUCGGAG
Psylliodes chrysocephalus is the source of this 1767-nucleotide messenger RNA. Lineage: Eukaryota; Metazoa; Arthropoda; Insecta; Coleoptera; Chrysomelidae. The record is from the annotation of a GenBank genome assembly.